Messenger RNA from Gastrolobium bilobum, 960 nucleotides. Its product is annotated as peroxidase 44-like. The transcript is spliced from 2 exons. The record is from RefSeq and is a predicted model, not a curated record. Gene Ontology annotation, biological process: hydrogen peroxide catabolic process; response to oxidative stress. Gene Ontology annotation, cellular component: plasmodesma; plant-type cell wall. Lineage: Eukaryota; Viridiplantae; Streptophyta; Magnoliopsida; Fabales; Fabaceae. The coding region runs from base 1 to 960 and encodes 319 amino acids. Gene Ontology annotation, molecular function: heme binding; peroxidase activity.
AUGAAGAUUACUAUCCUAAUCUUCUUAUGUGCACUACCAUUCACAUUUGCUAACCUAAGCGUUGGCUUCUAUAGCUUUAGUUGUCCAAUGGCAGAGAUCAUUGUAUUCAAUGUCGUGCAAAGGCAUUUUAUUGAAGACGGAUCCAUUAGUGCGGCCUUGCUUCGCAUGCACUUUCAUGAUUGCUUUGUCAGAGGUUGUGAUGCCUCUGUACUAAUUGAUCCAACCAACACUACGUCUUCAGAAAAGCAAGCAGUACCAAACAAAUCACUUCGUGGAUUUGAGAUAAUUGAUGAGGCCAAGAGAGUCUUAGAACAAUCUUGUCCUUCAACUGUUUCAUGUGCAGAUAUCAUUGCACUUGCAACAAGAGAUGCAGUGGGUCUAGCAGGGGGACCCAUAUACAUUGUCCCCACUGGAAGAAGAGAUGGACUAGUAUCCAAUGUCUCUCAAGUGAAACUUCCUGCACCAUCAUUCAAUGUAUCUCAGGCUCUACAACAUUUCACGGCAAAGGGGUUUACAUUAUUUGAAAUGGUGACCCUUUUGGGAGGACACAGUAUUGGUUUUGCUCACUGUAGUACCUUUCGAGAUAGGCUUUCAAGCUCUACAGUACACUCUGAUCCUACAAUGGAUCCUGUUUUGGAUGCUACGUUGGUUAAGAUAUGUGGGUCAUCCAAUAGUUCAACAAUGAAUGAUCCCACUGUGUUUUUGGACCAAAACACACCUCUUGCAUUUGACAAUCAAUUUUAUAUCCAACUAAUUCAGAGGAGAGGGAUACUUAACAUUGAUCAACAAUUAGCUCUGGAUCCAUCCUCAAAAGACUUUGUUUCGAGUUUUGCCCAAGAUGGUGCUAGUUUUCAAGUUAACUUUGCAAAUGCUAUGAUAAAGUUGGGAAGUGUUGAUGUUUUGGUUGGAAAUGAUGGAGAGAUUAGAAACAAUUGUAGGGCUUUUAAUUUUCCUAGAUAG